AUGACGUCUUCUCCCGCCCUCCGCGCCUCCCUCUCCAACGCCUCCGGCCAACCCUUCGCCGCGCCCGCAUCCCCGAGUACCCUCGCCCAGACCACCGACCGCGUGGCAUCACCAGCUCUCACCUUGGGCCCGAGCUACCGUCCUUCAUCCGAGAAGCCCACGGCUACAGUCUCCCGCCCCGUCAACAGCCCCAAUGUACACGUCCUCCCACAAACGCCGCAGCUUAUUGCUCUGUUGACUAUGAUUCGCGACAAGAACACCCCUCGAGCGGACUUUAUCUUCUACAGCAAUCGCAUUAUACGACUCCUGGUGGAGGAAGGUUUGAAUCAUCUCCCCGUCGUGAAUCACACCGUCACCAGCCCCGUCGGCAAGGAUUAUGCAGGAGUCAGCUUUGAGGGCAAGAUCUGCGGCGUCAGCAUCAUGCGCGCCGGCGAAUCCAUGGAGUCCGGCCUGCGGGAAUGCUGUCGCUCCGUCCGCAUCGGUAAGAUCCUCAUUCAGCGCAACGAGGAGACGGGGCAGCCGAAAUUGUUUUAUGAUAAGUUGCCGCCGGAUAUCAAGGACCGCUGGGUGCUGUUGCUGGAUCCGAUGUUGGCGACCGGGGGGAGUGCGGUGAUGGCGGUGGAGGUGUUGAAGAACAGGGGGGUGCCGGAGGAGAGGAUCUUGUUUUUGAAUCUGAUUGCGAGUCCGGAGGGGAUACAGAAGUUCUCGGAAAAAGUGCCGAAGGUCAGGGUGGUGACGGCGUUUGUGGAUCAGGGGCUGGAUGAGCGGUUCUAUAUUGUGCCUGGUCUGGGAGACUUCGGAGACCGAUACUUCACGGUCUAG
This is a messenger RNA of Cyphellophora attinorum, 822 nucleotides long. Its product is annotated as Uracil phosphoribosyltransferase. The transcript has 2 exons. The record is from RefSeq and is a predicted model, not a curated record. The coding region runs from base 1 to 822 and encodes 273 amino acids. NCBI's taxonomy places the organism in Eukaryota, Fungi, Ascomycota, Eurotiomycetes, Chaetothyriales, Cyphellophoraceae.